CCUCUGCUUUGCCUUCACUGCGAAGCCUGGGGGUCGUGGUUGCAGACUGCCACCUGGUGGCAGCGUUCCCGAUCUACGACGCAGCUUCUACUUUCCUCGAGGCGGCCGACCACCGAGACGCGGCGUCCGUUUCCCAGAGCGACCCUAAGGCGUCUUCUGCCGGGAUCCGGGAGGAGGGCCACGUCACUUCCGGUCGGGUUUCGGUCGGCUGGGCUGGAGCGGCAGGCGGGGCCUGGUCGGGCUGCCGCCGUUGGGCGGCGCUGAGUUGUGGCGCGCAGGCUCCAGGGCGUGUGGACUCAGAAGUUGUGGUGCACGGGCUUAGUUGCCCCGUGGCAUGUGGGAUCUUAGUUCUCCGAGCAGUGAUCAAACCCAUAUCCCCUGCAUUGGAAGGCAGAUUCUUUACCACUGGACCACCAGGGAAGUCCCUGGAAUAUUUUGAAACUUUCUUUUUUGUCUGUCUUGUUUUGAUUGGUAUAAACAUCGCUAAGGCACAUGCAGCAAAGCAUGUUCAGCUUGCAAACACCGUGCUAAGGGGAAGAAGGCAGCACGGAGUGCAGAAGGCAUAACCCCUCUGACAGAGUCCGCAGGGCGCUGAUCUGUGCUGCCAGGAGCCAGGCAGAGGCUCUCCUGGGAGGCCAGCAAGGAGGCAGAGCCUGCAGCAGUGGCAGGGCUGCCAGGGCCUGGUUCUGUGGGCCGGGCCCCUCGAGCUGUGUGUUCGAUUUGUCGACUCUGCUCUGUAAACGUCAUACUCCAAUAAAGAGCUUUAAAGAUACGGGAAAGGUUAUAUAGGUGCAUUUUGUGUAUCUAAUUGGAGAGUCUUGUGCUUCCAGUAGCACCUGAGUGACUGGCUCCUGCCUCCAUUCCCGGGAAGCCCAGGGUACUAGGCGAUGGCAGCUUUGCAUCUGUCUGCCCUGCCCCAGGCUGAAGUGACCUUCGAGGACGUGGCCGUGCUCCUCUCCAGGGAGGAGUGGGGCCGUUUGGGCCCUGUUCAGAAAGGCCUCUACAGGGAUGUGAUGCUGGAAACCUACAAGAACCUGGUCUCGCUGGGAGCUGGACCUACAGGCCCCAAGCCGGAGGUGAUUACACAGUUGGAGCGAGGGGAUGAGCCGUGGGUCCUGGACGUGCAGGGGAGAGAGCGACCAACCAUCGAUGGCUCAGCUCAUGGGACCAGGAGUGAGAACCAGGAGUUGACUUCAGGCGAGAUGCUCUAUGGGGAAGAACUGGACCGACUCAGGGGGAGUGUUCUCCAGGGACUUGAGCCGGGAGAAGCCUGUGAGCAUGUCAGGGAGCCAGAGGGGAGCAUGGACGGGCCUGUGGAGCAGAGAGGCCCCAGGCCAGUCACACUGGCAAACAAGGAGAGUGGCCUGGAGUGUGGGGGAAACCUCAGGUUGGGGUCAAGCCCUCUCGCUGAUCAGAGACCUCACAAAUGCGAUAUAUGUGAGCAAAGUUUUGAACAGAGAUCAUACCUUAAUAACCAUAAGCGUGUACACAGGUCCAAAAAAACAAAUAUAGUUCGUGAUUUAGGAGAAGUUUUCACUGCAAAUUUAGUUGUUAAAGAAGAUCACAAAAUUCCUAUUGGGAAAAAAUUGCAUUAUUGUGGUUGCUGUGGGAAAGCCUUCAGGUACAGUGCUAACCUUGCCAAGCACCAGCGGCUGCACAGCGAAGAGAAGCCCUACAAGUGCGACGAGUGUGGGAAAGCCUUCCACCAGAGCUGCGAACUCAUCAAUCACCGCAGGAUGCACUCUGGGGAGAUCCCCUACCGCUGCGAUGAGUGCGGGAAGACGUUCAAUCAGAGGCCCAACCUCAUGAAGCAUCAGAGGAUCCACACUGGGGAGAAGCCCUACAAGUGUGGCGAGUGUGGGAAGCACUUCAGUGCCUACUCGUCCCUCAUUUAUCACCAGAGGAUCCACACUGGAGAGAAGCCCUACAAGUGCAACGACUGUGGGAAGGCCUUCAGUGACGGCUCAAUCCUCAUCCGACAUCGUCGGACUCACACUGGAGAGAAGCCAUACGAGUGCAAAGAAUGUGGCAAAGGCUUUACCCAGAGUUCUAACCUUAUUCAACAUCAGAGAAUUCACACUGGAGAAAAACCCUAUAAAUGUAAUGAAUGUGAGAAAGCCUUCAUCCAAAAAACCAAGCUUGUUGAACAUCAGAGAAGCCACACUGGAGAAAAGCCCUAUGAAUGUAAUGACUGUGGCAAAGUCUUCAGCCAGAGCACCCACCUCAUCCAGCAUCAGAGGAUCCACACGGGAGAGAAACCCUACAAGUGCGGUGAGUGUGGGAAGGCCUUCCACAACAGUUCCAGACUCAUCCACCAUCAGAGGUCACACCACGGAGAGAAGCCGUACAAAUGCACUGAUUGCAAGAAAGCCUUCAGCCAGGGCACGUACCUCCUGCAGCACCGGAGGAUCCACACCGGGGAGAAGCCGUACACGUGCGGCGAGUGUGGCAAGGCCUUCCGGCACAGCUCCAACAUGUCCCAGCAUCAGAGGAUUCAUCUCCGGGAAGACUUUUCCCUGUGACUGGGGGAGGCCCCUGAGGUCUGCUGUGCACUUCCUGCAUGUGACCCACCCAGCCCUUUACUUGCUGUCCACAUAGUGUUGUCACAGGUGAAAGAGCAUUUCUGUCUAAUUAAAAAAAAUCUUAAAACAGAAGCAGUGCAUGUUCAUUUUAGAGAAAUUGAGUGAGAAACGUAAGCAAACAGGAGAAACUCCGGUAGCCUCCCCUUAGACAAAGAGAACUCACCACCACUGCGCCCGGUGUAGGUUUUGUCCAGACACACCGAACAGCAUCCUCAAGAGAAGUACUGUGGUGCUUUCUGUGCAGCUCGUUUCCUCAAUCCUGGAAAACUCACACUGGAGAGAAUUCUAUGUGUUUACAUGGUUUUUACACAUUGUAAAUUUUUAAAAAUUAGCAUUUUCUGUAUCACUUAAUAGAAUUGCCUUUUUUAUUGUGGUAAAAUAUAUACAACAUUACAUGUACCAUUUAAACCAUUUUUAAGUG
Molecule: messenger RNA, 3003 nt
Organism: Eubalaena glacialis (North Atlantic right whale)
Lineage: Eukaryota; Metazoa; Chordata; Mammalia; Artiodactyla; Balaenidae
Gene: ZNF34
Product: zinc finger protein 34
Exons: 8
Coding region: 888-2522 (544 amino acids)
Biological process (GO): regulation of DNA-templated transcription
Molecular function (GO): DNA-binding transcription factor activity, RNA polymerase II-specific; RNA polymerase II cis-regulatory region sequence-specific DNA binding
Source: RefSeq, a predicted model, not a curated record